Molecule: messenger RNA, 1717 nt
Organism: Dermatophagoides pteronyssinus (European house dust mite)
Lineage: Eukaryota; Metazoa; Arthropoda; Arachnida; Sarcoptiformes; Pyroglyphidae
Product: aldehyde dehydrogenase, dimeric NADP-preferring-like
Biological process (GO): aldehyde metabolic process
Cellular component (GO): cytoplasm
Molecular function (GO): aldehyde dehydrogenase (NAD+) activity
Source: RefSeq, a predicted model, not a curated record
UUCAUAUUUGUGUGUUUAUAUUGUUUUUUUUGUUGGUGGGUGUGAAUAUUUAUUGAAUCUGAAAAAAACAAUUGAAAGAAAUAAACAAACAAAAUCUGAUUAUAAUGGCAUCUUCCACAAUCAUUGCUGAUGAUUUCGAAAGAAUUACAAAUGAAUUGCGACAAGAAUUUCGUACCGGUCGUACAUUGUCUGUCGCAUAUCGUAAAGAACAAUUACGAAAAUUGCAUCGAUUUCUGGAUGAUAAUCAAAAAUUGAUUAUUGAAACAUUGAAAAAUGAUUUACGAAAACCUUGGUUCGAGACCGUUAUUGUUGAAGUUGAUUUUGUUCUAAAUGAAAUACGUUCAACUUUGGCAAAUAUUGAUCAAUAUUGUCAGAAAAAAUGUGUAGCUAAAUCGAUGACCACAUUGUUUGAUGAUACAUUCGUUCAUCAUGAGCCGUAUGGACUAGUCUUGAUUGUUGGUGCAUGGAAUUAUCCAGUACAAAUUAUUUUGGCACCACUAGUUGGCGCUAUAGCUGCCGGCAAUGUGGCCAUCAUAAAACCAUCGGAAUUGGCACCGGAAAGCUCUCAGCUUAUAGCAAAAUUAUUGCCCAGAUAUUUAGAUAGUCGUUGUUAUCGUGUUGUCACUGGUGAUGCGGAAAAAUCCAAACGAUUAUUGGAAUAUAAAUUUGAUUAUAUAUUCUUUACCGGUUCCGGUACUAUUGGUCGGGCUGUUCAUCAAGCUGCCGCACGACAUUUGACACCAACAACAUUAGAAUUGGGUGGUAAAAGUCCCAUUUAUUUACAUGAUAGUUUACCAUCAUCGGCCAUGAAAAUUGCAUGUCGUAGAAUGAUCUGGGGUAAAAUGAUGAAUGCCGGUCAAACAUGCAUUGCUCCUGAUUAUGUACUCUGUAGCAAUAAAGUUCGCCAACAAUUGCAGCAACAUUUGAUCGAUGUUAUUGAGGAAUUUUUCGGCCAUGAUCCACAAAAGACUGAUGAUUUUGGUCGAAUCGUUAAUAAACGACAUUUUGAUCGGCUUAUCGAUCUCCUGAAUACAUGUUCGGGAAAAAUUUUUUACGGUGGUAAAAUCGAUGCUAACGAUCGUUAUAUUUCACCGACGAUCAUAUUUGAUGUUUCACCUGAUGAUCCAAUAAUGAAGGAAGAAAUUUUUGGUCCAAUAUUUCCAUUCGUAACAAUUCGUACGGCCGAUGAGGCCAUUCAAUUUAUUAAUACACGACCAAAACCAUUGGCCAUAUAUUUAUUUGCCGAAGAUAAAAUUGUAAGAGAUCGUUUCAUACAGGAAACAUCUAGUGGUGCAUUAUGUGUUAAUGAUGUUGUACUUCAUGUUUCAUUGGAUACAUUACCAUUUGGAGGUGUCGGUGAAAGUGGUAUGGGUGCCUAUCAUGGCCGUUAUUCAUUUAAUACAUUUUCACAUCAGAAAGCAGUUCUAGUUAGAGGAUAUAAUGGUUUACUUGAGAUUAUUGGUUCACGCCGUUAUCCGCCAUAUAAUCGUACAAAAUUGGCAAGAUUAUUACGUUUGUUGAAAAAAAGACAACUACCAUUUGAUGAUAUACCUUAUCGAUUGAUAUUAACAGCUAUUAUAUCGUUUAUUUUUGGAUUAUUGGUAGCAUAUAUGUUAAUCGAAUUGUCAUCAUCAUCAUCAUCAACAUUAUCAUCAUCAUGCAUAAUUCCAAAUUUAUGAUUUAAUUUUAUGAAAAAAGCAAAUUUGUGGCUGCGGGA